Molecule: messenger RNA, 1317 nt
Organism: Boeremia exigua
Lineage: Eukaryota; Fungi; Ascomycota; Dothideomycetes; Pleosporales; Didymellaceae
Exons: 1
Coding region: 101-829 (242 amino acids)
Cellular component (GO): mitochondrial large ribosomal subunit; ribosome
Molecular function (GO): structural constituent of ribosome
Source: RefSeq, a predicted model, not a curated record
CGGAGGCCCGUGCGGCCAGGCGCUGCAACACCACGAGCAGCGACCAGCGCCCGCGGCCGCACAGCCAAUUGACAGGACGCAGCCGCCGCUCACGCCCGCCAUGGCUCUCCUCGCCCGCACAGCACGCAGCGCCCUCCGCGAGACACGGGCUACCCUGCCGGCGACGCUCCUGCCUCUCCGCGCCCACAUCACAACCCAGUCACACACGCUCGACGACGGCAGCAUCCCCGAGCCGCUGCUGCAGUCCGGCCAGCGCGUCUCCGCCGCCUUGAAGGAGAAGGUCCAGUCGCACACGCUCUCGCCCAAGGCGCCCGCGCCGGCCACACCGCACACGCCCAACACACGCCUCGAUGUCAUCUCCAAGAAAGUCACGCCGUCGAUACGGAACCUGCUGCCCCUGCUGCACUCGCAGCCCGCCCACUACAUGACCCUGCACAUUCACGGGCGCCCGUACCUGCUCACAAAAGGCGACACCCUGCGCCUGCCGUUCCUGAUGCCCGACGUCAAGCCCGGCGACGUCCUGCGCCUGACGCGCGCCACCCACAUUGGCUCGCGCGACUACACCCUCAAGGCUCCGGAGUCGCUCAAGGGCAACGCCGACCACGCCAAGAAGGUGUUUUACCUCGACGAGCGCCUGUUCACCGUGCGCGCGCGGGUCGUUGGUAUCGAGACAGAGCCCAUGCGUGUCGAGGAGAAGACGAAGCGCAGACAGCGCCACACCAAGCACGUCUUCAGCAAGAUGCGAUUCACCGUGCUAAAGAUCAGCGAGAUGGAAGUGAAGAGCCUGGAAGCGUACGAACAGGCGCUGACUGGCGAGGGCGAGGCGUAGACACGAGGGUGGUUUGGAUGACAUGUAUCUGUUGAUUCACGGAUCAGUUCAACAGUAUUGGAUGUAUUAUAUGUGUCGAUAUCAUCGCCAUGGGAUUCUUGGCUGGAGUAUAAAACCGUGUACACGCUAUUCGACACGAAAUUCAUCAUUGCAUACGACAUCUUCAAUGUCUCGAUUCUUUCAGGUGUCACACGCAUCUCCCACUACGACGAAAUCACUCUCUGCAGGUGCAAUUGCUGUUGCCAAAAACUAGCACCUUCGCAGCUUCCACCCUUCACUAGCUGGCUCUCUAAACCCAUCCCAUACCUCAGCAACCCACCUCUCAGGUAUCCGCAGGACAGCAGACCAAACGGCAAAAAUGAAUGUAUUACAUACAACAGUGGGGAUUCCCCAGUGGUCACCCACCUGAGUACUAAUCCACCGGUACGUUGCUUAAAUAGGGCUGAGCGAACGGGAAGCCUUGUUUUCAACGUCCUAUGGUCGUAUGU